Bemisia tabaci is the source of this 6620-nucleotide messenger RNA. The record is from RefSeq and is a predicted model, not a curated record. NCBI's taxonomy places the organism in Eukaryota, Metazoa, Arthropoda, Insecta, Hemiptera, Aleyrodidae.
GUCGGUGACUGUUGCUGAGUCGGCGUCGACGAGUUUCUCCAUCGCUCUCACUGAGGAAGUCCGUCUGUGGUAGGCGAGAUGCUCCACCGUAGGGCCUCCUAGCAUCUGCUCCCUUUUCUAUAGGUGAGUUUUGCAUCCUUGAAAUUUGGUCUCAUCGUGGCUUCGUGGCACGUCUCUAAAAUGUUCCAAUCUUGUAUUCUCUCUCUCUUCCACUCAGGGAGUAAGGCAGGAAAAUUCGUCUUCCUCGAUAUCUUGGCUUGAUCAGUGGAUAUCUAAUCUGACCAAAAUCGGUCAGCAUGCGAUUUUUGUUUCUUCUCUCGGCACUUGGUCCUCUCGUAUCCUUUUCAGGAUCGGACUCACAGGUGAUCGCAUAUGAAGAUCUGCUGAACACAGCCCGGGAGUUUUUUGAACCAGGAGUCACAUCUUUUACUCAGAUUCUCUUCGAUGUUGCUAGAAAACAACUGAUCGUUGGAGCCAGGGACGUGCUUUUCCGGUUGACUCUGGAUGAUCUGACCCCGCUGGAGAGGACAUCAUGGAAGGCACAAACAGGAGCCGUGGACAUGUGUCUCAUAAAAGGCCAGAGCGAAGCUGAUUGUCACAACUUUAUCAAAGUACUCUUGAGCACCGGCAAAAAACUCUUCGCUUGCGGCACCAACGCUUUCCAGCCCCACUGCUCAUGGAGAGAGUUGGAAAGCCUGAACCGCGUUACGGAUUGGCCGCACGGGGUGGCCAAGUGCCCGCACUCGCCGCACGCCAACAUCACGGCCCUGAUGACGGCCGGCGGGCAGUACUUCGUCGGGACGCCGACCAACUUCGCCGGGGCCGACUACGCCAUCAUCAGGGACGCCGGCGCCAACCUCCCUUACCUCAGGACCCAGCAGUACGACAAUCGCUGGCUCAACGAACCCCACUUCGUAGGCUCAUUCGAGACUGAGGACUUCGUCUACUUCCUCUUUCGGGAGAUCGCCGUCGAGUACAUGAACUGCGGCAAGGCUAUCUAUUCUCGUGUCGCAAGAGUUUGUAAGAAUGACCCUGGUGGUAAGACGAUGUUGAAGGAAAACUGGACUACUUUUGUGAAAGCUAGACUCAACUGCUCAAUCCCUGGAGAGUAUCCAUUCUACUAUAAUGAAAUUCAAGGAAUGACAUACUUCGCAGACACAGGAAUGGUCUACGCUACUUUUACCACACCCAGAAAUAGCAUUCCUGGAUCGGCCAUUUGCGCAUUCAAUUUGACUGCUAUCAAUGCUGCAUUCAACGGUCCUUUCAAAUACCAAUCGUCGGUUGGAUCUGCCUGGGAGAAGAUACCCAACACGGGGGGUUUAUUCGCUCAGUGUCAGAGGAACAAAGCUGAACAAACUGAGCAAAGUCUGAGCGAUGCUCUAAAAUAUCGACUCAUGGACUCUGCUGUGCAACCAACCACCUUGCAUCCUCUGUACUCUUCGCAGCUUGAGACACUCACGCACAUCGCAAUGGAUGUGGUUCCGACCAAAUCGAAUAGGGAGCACUACGUCCUUUAUGUUGCAACCUUGGAAGGAUUGGUGAAGAAAAUAUCAAUCUUGCCCGGAACGCGACAAACUUGCGUGUUGGAGGUGUGGAAGCCAUUCCCAAAUGAUGUCAUCCCAAAAAUCCACACUCUGCAUUAUUUAAAAGAAACGGAUUCGGUCUACAUCGGGACGGAAGAAAAAUUGAUAAGAAUCCCGGCAGAACGUUGCUCACGACAUAAAACUCGAGAAGCGUGUGAGGGUGCCAUGGACCCUUAUUGUGGCUGGAGUGAGCACCAGGAACAGUGUCAACCACCACCAAAUCGUGAUCCUCUUUUCAUGUACUGGUAUCAAAAUGCAACCAUGUGUCCUGUCACCACUCAUUCAGUGCCUGGUGGAUGGUCAUCGUGGUCCAACUGGUCAGUCUGCAGUCAUAUGAAUACCAAUAAUGAUUCUAGCGAUUCUUGUUUGUGCUCCACAAGACGAUGCGAUAAUCCUGCACCCCAAAACGGAGGGGCUCCUUGUGAAGGACCAUCUAUCCGAGUGACAAACUGCACAGUGCACGGAGAAUGGACCCCAUGGUCGGCUUGGUCAGCUUGCUCACAAACUUGUGGCAUGGCGAUAAAAACGCGACGUAGGUAUUGUGGCAAUCCUGCCCCUGCAUUUGGAGGACGAGUUUGUGUCGGUCCAGAUACACAAGAACUUUACUGUCAUACAAAUCCACCUUGUCCUGCGAUCACACCACCAGUCCAAAACGGUGGAUGGAGUAGCUGGGGCAGUUGGAGCGAAUGCUCAGCCCGUUGUGGAGGCGGGUUCCGCGUGCGUCAUCGACAAUGCAACGAUCCUCCACCUCAGAAACCCGGCGGUCUGGACUGUCCUGGCAACAGCGAGGAAUACGAAGAGUGCAACACGAUGCCCUGCCAGGAACUCAAACGCUCAUCGUGGACCCAGUGGAUGCCGGUCGGGAAUCGCUCUGAAAAACGAUUUAGGUACAAAUGUCGGGCGCCUGUGUCGGAUCCUACUUUCAUCAAAAUAAUCCUCGACAAAGAGGAAGAGAGGCUGUGCGACGGAGGAGCCUGUCACAGAACAAAUCCUCGAGAUCGUGGAGAAAUGGAAGAAGAGUGGUCCGAAUGGUCCAACUGGUCAGAAUGCUCCGCCGAGUGCGGGGGUGGAACUCAAUUUAGAACAAGGAGCUGUGAAGGUCGUGACUGUCCCGGAUCACCGCAAAUGUCUCGGACAUGUAACACCCAGCCAUGUAAAGGUGAAUGGGGUUGUUGGACUGACUGGUCAGAGUGCUCGGUCUCUUGCGGCACUGGUUUUAGGGAGCGCACAAGAGUCUGUUUGGCUGCUCACAAUCGUCAUGAGGAAACAACAGGAUGUGAGGGCUCCGCCGCAGAGCAGCAGUCCUGUGAAAUGCCGCCGUGUGACGGUUCCACUGGUUGGAGCAGCUGGUCCACCUGGUCAACUUGCGAUGAGAACGGACAACAGUUUCGGACUCGUAAAUGCCUCGGUGCUCAAGAUUCUACAGAUUUCUGCGAUGGCCGUGAUACUGAAAUCAGGGAUUGUCCUGAUUUGUCCAACGAUAUCUCGCCGAUGAGGGUUCAAAGUAGCUCAGUUGGUCACUCGGUAUCAGUGGCCUCAAUUUUGGGCUUCUGCGUUUUAGCUUUUGCCUUUGGAUUGAUUGUUUCUGGGUUCCUGUGCUAUUACUGGCUGAGGAGGCAAAGGCCAAUCAUCCCGGGAAGCCCGCAUUAUAUUUCAUCAAAACAAAAUCCUUACGUGACAGUUCCUCUAAAAGAAGUGCAUCAUCCGAAGAGAACUCCAUCGUUUUCGAAACACACGCUGUCGAGCAACGGCACGCCGAAAGUGUUCAACUCUCGUCCGGUGGAGUAUGAAACUGCGACGAUAAAAAGGAAUAGUCACAGUCUACUGAAUGGUCACAGGCAGCAGCAACUAGAUUUAGAGCAGGAGAAAUUUUUCUAGCAUAGGGUCAACCACUCCUCCUCAUGAACUAUUCGUGCUCUAGGUUCUAAUACUAUGAUAGCUUGACGGAAAAAGGAGAGGAGCAGUGUUACAAAUUUCCAUUAUUUUACUGCAUCCUACAAAUAUGAAGUCUCUACUUCUCCCGUGCUGAGAAAAACGCUGGCUUCCAAUGGGGCCAAAUUGAAAUAUAUUCCAUUUUUCUUUGAAAAUAUUUAUUUUGUGAUAAGAUUUAUGAAUAUUUCUCCUUGAACUUCGCAGUAUUUUUUUUAAAAAAUAACGUACGAAAUCCUGUGAAAAAUGGAGGAGAAAUAUUCACAAAUUUGAUUCGCCGAAGAAAAUUUGGCAACGCCUGACGUCUCAUACGGCGUUCUUACCUAGCACGGCAGACUCCCGAUCUAUACGAACUCAUCACGAUCUACUCUCUUGAUCCGCAUGCCAUACUUCUUUAAUUUGUGAUGUGUGCAACGUAACCAUUUGAGUAUGUUACAUUGCCGCAGCGGAAAUUGAAGGGGUGAUUUGGAAGCGCAUCAAAUGAUCCAAGUAAACAGUUCAGAAGAAGUUUUCUAGCUGUCUCUUCUCCUUUUUUCGGCACAGCGUAUCUUUGUGACUGACUAGGUAUACCUGAUUGAUCGACUGAAAUUUUAGAUGUAAUCAAAUUUUAAAUUAUGCGACAGGGAAACUAGGAGCUUAAAGCGCUUUUUCUGUCCAUUUGUUUAUUUUAUUUUUUGUUAUCUAGUAUGUUUAUUUUACUGGAAUGAAAUGUGGUCACUGUGUGAAGUAUUGACACUGGCGCCUGCUUAAUUUCCGCAAGUCAGGAUUUGAAGUAAGGAGCAUCAGUGGCGAUUCUUGAAAAUUGACAACACUAUUUUUCCUCCAUCUGAACGUAUCCAAAACAAUCGAUCCUUCGUAAGGCACAUUGCCUUGCCUAAAUUCGAUAUUUUUAAUGUCUUUAAAUGGGGAAAAACAGCGUUGCCAACUUGCAAAAUCGCCAUCGAGGAGCAUGAAAUGCUGUAGUUAAUAAAUAUGAAAAUCGUGCAUGAAAAAGUUAAACUUAUGGGAAAUGCAUGUAUAUGAAAUUAAAAUACUUUUCGUGAAAAUUUUCUUCGGUCAACAACCCGCCUAACAGAGCGUGUAAAAAAAAGCCGAAUGGGAGAAUUAUUUCACAUACAUAAUAGGAAACUUACCUAAUGAACUAAUAAUCAUUGUGUACCUAAAAAAUGUCAUUCUCCAGAUUGCGAAAUCCCAGAAAUAUGAUGAUGUGAUUUAAACCGUGCCAAAAAAUAAAGCUUUAUACGUAUUACUAAGGUAUGUAGGGAACAAUAAUUGUUAACUCGUUUAGUUUCUCAAUCUCUCUAAAUAAUUAUUCGCGAAACGCUUCUACUUAUUUUAAUUUACAAACUCUUGAUUUUCCCUCACUUUGGCAUUAGUCAAAAGUCCUCAUCUCUAUAUCUUCACUUUUUGUAUGAAAUAAUCAUUCUUCAUUGUGUGGUGAUCAAAGAAAAAUGUUAGCUGGCUCACCCGUCGAUAUUCCAUUGCGCGGCCAAAGCCUAAUUUUUUUAAUAGCAUAAUUUUCUGAUGGAGUAUUACUUAAGAUGUACGUUGAAAAUUGACUAGUCAAUAUUUUUGGAGAAUUUAUUCUGAAACAGAGACAAUUUCUUUAGCUUCCUAAAAUACUUGUCGAUUUUUCUCGGAUAAAAUUUUAGGAGGAAACGCACCAAACGUUUUGAUUUGAGUCGUUGUUUGUUAAAUCAAUUCAUAAAAAGCAAAAUGAGCAAGUAUUGAUUUUGUUCUUGUUUCAGAAACUUGUCUUGUAUUUGUACAUAUUUAUUGUUGAAUUUGACAUGCUUUUUCCGGAAUUUCUGGGACAGUCUCUGUCUCCAACUUUCCGCCUCUUUGCUUUUUAGUAUCAAAUCAAAAAUCGUCUGUCCGCCUCCCUGACUUUCAUGAUUGUAAGUACCUGUAGCAGCUUUAAAAUGUAUCAAGAGUCCACUGCACGUAUUGACAUGCCUUUUUGAAGUAGGUAUUUGGAUUUUAUCCAGCCUUUCGUUAAUUUUGGGAGUUUUUGAUGAAUGAACCAGGUUAAUCACAGCUGUCAAAUUUUCAAAUCUGUCAAAUUUUCAAAUCUGUCAAAUUUUCAGAGUGAAUUUCAGAAAAAAAAAUUAUUUUUGCUUUGCUCUUUAAGAGGAAGACAAAGUAUGGAGAUACGUUAAUUAUUUUUAUUUCCUACGUGCGUGAGCUUUUGGAUCCUGAUAGUAAAGCUUCCUUGCCUAAGAAUUAAAUCAUUCUCAGAGUUUUUCGUGCCAUGUAAAUUUUAGAAAAUGGUCAAUUUCAAUGCGUAUCAGUACCUGUGUAGUAAUUGUCCCGACCAAUAUUCUCAAAUAAUAAUAUUUCGCGUUUACAGCCUCCCUGUUUUAUUUUGCGUAUCUUUUUACAAAACUAUCAUUUUUGCCUUUCGAAUUUAUAUCAUAUCAUAGGAUGAUUCAACUUUUGUACAUCAUAAGUCUAUUGAUGAAUUUUUUUAUCACUUGCGAAUAUGUUUCCUAAAAUUCCAGUAACUUAUUUAAAUGCACCAAUGAAAUAAUAUUAUGGAAUUAAUAUUAGUUUCCCUACAAAAAAGUCAAAAUCUGCGCUCUCUAUUGAAAUGUACGUAUCGAGGUUAUUUCUCUUGUUCUUUUUGUGCCAGAGGUGCAUUGCAAUGUAUGUUAUGCUUAUGAAACUAAUCUUCUAUGGUUAUAACACUUGCAAAUAAGUAUCAUAAUUUGCAAAGAAAAAAAUCAAACUUUUAACCGUGUUUAGGAAGGUUUUUUGUAUAAGUGUCGAAGUAACAAAUAUACAAAAGCAUUGUAUUCGCUCACCAAUGUGUUUUUAAGAUGUAAAGCUAACUUAAUCAAAUACAUGUUGUUUACUCCUAUUAACAUAGUAUGCCAUUUACACUGCCAAUCAAAUAAUUCCAUGAUCGGUCUCAACAUGUAACUUCAAUUCCACAGUGUGUAAAUUGAUUUUUGUUUUUUAUAAUGUUUAUCGCUGGUUUGUUUCAUUGACAAUGAAAUUGUUAUCGCUCAUAUUGAGUGCAUUUGUACAGGGAAUGUAAUAUACUUUUUGAAGAAUCUUUUACACUCAUUUCGAUUUGUACAAAUAUAUUAUUUUUUAUGAACAUUA